GUGCUCUAAUCUUUUUGAAACACGCCUUUUGUUCCUCAAUUAGGGUUAAUUUCACAUGUUCUCAUUAUCUAGAGUUGGACCUGAUCCUUGAUUUCCUCUGAUGAAAUUAAGUAUAUACUCCAAGUUAUUCUGUAUAAUUCAGUAUUAUUGGAGUUAUUUUCUUGGCAUAUGCUUUUUUCUGGUAAGGAAAGAAGUGAGUGAAAAUGAAGGGAAAACGGUUCAAGCCUUCAAGAUUCUUGAUUUAGAGAGAGAAUCCCUAGUUUGUUGGGCUUCUCAUGGUUUUCUUUGGAAUCUUUGAAGUGGUUGUUUGAAGGUUUUCUAGGUUUAUAGAUUGGGCUCUGGCGUAUUUUUGUGAACUUGGGGGUUUAGGGGGUUGUGUUGAAAUUUGGGGAGAGCUUCUUUUCCCCUGUUUGACAUUUGAAAAACUCGAGUUUUUUUGUGAUUUGGAGAUGGGGAGUAAGAUUUGGCUGAAUGAAGAGGAUAAGGUUGUUGUCGAAAGUGUGUUGGGCAGUGAAGCAACUGAGUAUUUAGCAUGGUCGGCUUCGAAUAACGUGUUGUCGGAGUUUGCUGCAUCUGGUGGGGAUCUGGGAGUGCAGCAGGCACUAUGCAAGAUUGUUGAAGGAUCUGACUGGACGUACGCCAUUUAUUGGCAUGUUUCGAAGUCUAGAUCUGGUAAAUCAGCAUUAAUAUGGGGUGACGGUCAUUGUCGGGAGCCCAAGGAAGGUGAGGAUGAGAAUGGGCAUGAUUCAGAAGAUGGGAAACCGACUGAAGGAGAUUGUGGAAAAUGGGUGCUUCAAAAGAUUCAUGCUUGUUUCGGGGGAUUAGAAGAUGAUAAUGUUGCUUCUAAGUUGGAUCGAGUUUCGAAUGUGGAGAUGUUUUAUCUCACGUCAAUGUACUUUGUAUUCCCUUUUGAUAAGCCUUCCGUUCCUUCCCAGUCGUUCAAUUCUGGCAGGUCAAUUUGGGUUUCCGACGUGAAAAGCUGUCUAGAACGAUAUCAGUCGAGAUCACAUUUAGCCAAGUUGGCUCAUUUCGAGACAGUGGUGUUUGUUCCUACAAAAUCAGGGGUUGUGGAGAUUGGUUCGACGAAGUCCAUACCUGAGGACCAGAGCAUCAUUCAAUCAGCAAAAUCUAUAGUUGGGAAAUUGAAUAAAACUCAGACAAAAGCUUUUCGGAAGAUUUUUGGGCAAGACCUCAGUCUUGGAGGAUCCCGAUCAGGUCCGAUAAGCAUUAGUUUCGCCCCCAAGGUGGAGGAAGAUUCUGGUUUUUCGUCAGAAUCAUAUGAUUUUCAAGCUACCGGCAGUACUCAAGUUUAUGGAAGUUCAUCGAACGGGCACCGGGGUGAUGAUGGUGAAGCAAAACUAUUUCCACACAUGAACCAUAUUGGGGGAUUGAGCUCAAAAGCCAUUAUUUCUAACAUGGAGCAGAAUAAGGAUGAUUUGAUUAUCCAUUGCGAUGAUCGAAGGCCUAGAAAAAGAGGCCGCAAGCCGGCAAACGGGAGGGAAGAAGCACUGAACCAUGUGGAAGCUGAAAGACAGAGACGGGAGAAGCUUAAUCAGCGGUUUUAUGCAUUAAGAGCAGUAGUUCCAAAUAUCUCAAAGAUGGACAAAGCUUCUUUGCUCGGCGAUGCAAUUGCCUGCAUCACGGAUCUUCAGACAAAGAUAAGGGUAUUGGAAGCAGAAAAAGGAAUUCUGAACGAUCAGCAAAAUCAAUGUGCUGUACAAGACAUCGAUUUCCACGAAAGACUUGAAGACACAGUUGUAAGAGUAAGUUGCGCUCUCGACUCUCACCCUGUAUCCAGAGUUGUAAAGGCACUGAAAGAGAAUCAGGUGGAGGCACAGGAGGCGGCUAUCUCCAUAACCGAGAGUGGCGAAGUUGUUCAUACGUUCUCGAUCCAAACACAAGCUGGUGGUGCUGAACAGCUGAAGGAUAAGUUAGCUGCUGCUCUCCUGAAAUGACACCUGUUAAUUUAACUGCAUAAGAUGUGUACCUCGAUCACACCCCGUGUCUCCUGUGUGUACUUUGAGGGGAGUGCCUCAUUAUCAUUAACAUGUUUUGAUGUGAAAACUCUAUUCGCUGAUUGUCCAAAAUUGAAAGAAACUUCUGUUCUGAACA
Messenger RNA from Sesamum indicum (sesame), 2112 nucleotides. Its product is annotated as transcription factor MTB3. Gene Ontology annotation, biological process: regulation of DNA-templated transcription. The record is from RefSeq and is a predicted model, not a curated record. Gene Ontology annotation, cellular component: nucleus. Gene Ontology annotation, molecular function: DNA-binding transcription factor activity; protein dimerization activity; transcription cis-regulatory region binding. Lineage: Eukaryota; Viridiplantae; Streptophyta; Magnoliopsida; Lamiales; Pedaliaceae.